Lasiodiplodia theobromae is the source of this 1590-nucleotide messenger RNA. Its product is annotated as Arylsulfatase a. The record is from RefSeq and is a predicted model, not a curated record. The transcript has a single exon. The coding region runs from base 1 to 1590 and encodes 529 amino acids. Lineage: Eukaryota; Fungi; Ascomycota; Dothideomycetes; Botryosphaeriales; Botryosphaeriaceae.
AUGGCUGCGAAACAACCAAACAUCAUCUUCAUCAUGGCAGAUGACCAUGCUGCCAAAGCAAUUGGUUGCUAUGGCGCUGGUAUCAACAAAACACCAAACAUGGAUCGGCUGGCGAGCGAGGGCAUCAAAUUCAACCAUUGCUAUGUCACAAACUCGAUUUGUACCCCCAGCCGCGCUACCAUUCUGACGGGAACUCACAACCACGUCAACGGCGUCAUGACACUGGACAGCAAGAUCAACAAGUAUCUGCCCAAUGUUGCAAAGCAGUUGCGAGCUGGCGGCUACCAGACGGCCAUGAUUGGCAAGUGGCAUUUGGGAGAGGGCACACCGCACGAACCGACCGGCUUUGACUACUGGACCGUUCUUCCCGGCCAGGGCGCCUACCACGACCCAGUCAUGAUUGAUAUGGGCGAGUCCGUAGUAGAGCGCGGCUACGCAACCGAGAUCAUCACGAAGAAGACGCUCGACUGGAUCCAGAAGCGAGACAAGGACCGUCCCUUCUUCGCCAUGUGCCACCAUAAGGCCCCACAUCGGUCUUGGGAAUGCCACCCCAAGUACAAAUCAUGGUAUGAGGAGGACAUCAAGGUCCCUGACACCUUUACCGACGACUACAAGAACCGUGCGAAGGCGGCCAAGGUCGCCAAAAUGCGCGUUGCCGAUGACCUGACUUACAAUGAUUUGGGCCUGGUCCAACCGGAUGGGGGGCUCGAUGUCGGAGCGUCGUUGUUCAAGGGCUAUUGGGAGCGCAAAAUUCCCAACCCAGACGAUGUGACAAGCCUGCGUCUGAUCGAUAAGGAGACUGGUACCAACUAUACGUUCAAGACGAAAGCAGAACUGGCCGAGUUCAAGUUUCAGCGCUAUAUGAAGCGCUAUCUUCGUACCAUCCAGUCAAUUGACGACAGCGUUGGCGAAAUUCUGGACUUCCUCGACGCCGACCUAGAGCUCAAGGAGAACACGCUCGUCAUCUACACCUCGGACCAAGGCUUCUUCCUGGGUGAGCAUGGCUGGUUCGACAAGCGUUUCAUGUACGAAGAGUCCUUCCAGAUGCCCUUCCUGGCGCGCUUCCCGCGCGAGAUCGCGCCAGGAAGCGUUUGCAACGACAUCAUCAGCAACGUCGACUUCGCAGCCACCUGGCUCGACCUCGCUGGCAUCCGCAUCCCUACAUACAUGCAGGGCGUCUCCUUCCGGCCUCUGUUACAGGGUCGCACGCCCGAGGAUUGGCAGCAGGUGGCGUACCACAGGUACUGGAUGCACGCUGAUCCCAUCCACGACGCGUACGCGCACUACGGCGUGCGCGACCAGCGAUACAAGCUGAUCUACUGGUACAACGAAGGCUUCGGGCUAUCCGGCACUGGCGCGGGCGGCCAGGAGAGGGAAUGGGAGCUGUUUGACUGCGAGAGCGACCCGCUGGAGCUUUUCAAUGUCUACCGCGACCCGCAGUACCAGGAUGUCGUGAAACGGAUGACUCGGCUGCUGGACGAGAAAAUGACUGAGAUUGGCGACGAGCCGCUGCACAGGACGCUACUGGCGGACGCCACGGACGGUCUGAGUCGGUUUGAUGAUGCAAAGGCAGGGGUGCGGAAUCACUGA